CUUUCAUCCCCAAGAAGGAAGGAAACUUCAUUCCAAUCUAAAGUUCAAGUCUCUAGGGCUCUGAUUGGUGGGCCUGCAUAGCCUCACUGCUGCCUGCCUACCUCCACCCGACGCACUUUGAACAGUUACAUCUCCCAUAUGCAUACUCCAAUGCAUACAUCCCUCAUAGUUCUAAAUUUCAUUCAUCUCAGAGUCAUUACUUGAGUCUCAGGACCACAAUCCACUUUUCAGAUCGUUGUUUGACCUUGCCUUGGCUCCGCUUUCCUGUUCCAAAAACCCACCGCGUCGCACUAUGUCAGCCUCAUCACCACGAAAGGUCAAUCAUUACCAGUUCUACAACGAAUGGAAAGGCCAUCGUGUAGAACAUCUGGAAAGAUGUCAUUCCAUUAUCCGGAGUCUCCAUCCGGACAAACCUAUCGUCUACCUCGCCGGCGACUCCUCCCUGGACAACAAGUACUGGGUUCCAUCGUCAGGGCCUGGCGGCGAGCCUCUUCCAGUCGCAGUCCCGGAUAUAUACUACAAUAUUCUAAGCGCUCCUCGAACAAAGCCAGACAUUGCCUUCUGGUUGAAUCAUUUCCUCGGCGAGCGAGCAACAGCCCUGAACACCUCGAUUGAAGAAUCCAUGCUCUCAGAUCGGGAUUCUGACCUUCUUCCACAAGACGCGUUCAUUCGUGACAAAAUCGGUCCUAAUGAUGUUCUCAUUGUCUCUAUCGGCGCCAACGAUAUUGCUCUGCGUCCCACAUUUUCGACAAUCCGUCAUAUGCUCCAACUCGCCUGGCUAACGCGGCGCGCUUCCAUCGAGAGCGGAGGUGGAUCCUCCCUAGCGUACUUCCAAGAGCUGUUCGGUAAAAAGAUAGAAUCCUACAUUGCCACCCUCUGCUCCAAGACCAAGCCCCGACUUGUAAUCGUCUGCAUGAUAUACUUUCCCCUGGAACACUCAGCGGGACCGCAGGAAAGCUGGGCGGAGUGGCAGUUGAAGGCUCUAGGGUACAACAGCUAUCCAAAUCAACUGCAGACGGCAAUUAGGAAGAUUUAUGAAAUUGCGACAGAGAAGAUUAAAGUCGCAGGAACGGAGGUAGUGCCCCUCAAGUUAUAUGAAAUACUAGAUGGCAAGACUAGCGGAGACUAUGUGGCCAGGGUUGAACCGAGUGCUGAAGGCGGAAGAAAGAUGAGUGAAGCGUUUGUGAUGACUCUUGAGUCCAAAGAUGUGAUCGAGAGAUCAAGUGAUUGAACUAGUGGAUGCUGGGCAGUUGGUG
This is a messenger RNA of Lindgomyces ingoldianus, 1256 nucleotides long. RefSeq lists its product as uncharacterized. The transcript has a single exon. The coding region runs from base 293 to 1231 and encodes 312 amino acids. The record is from RefSeq and is a predicted model, not a curated record. NCBI's taxonomy places the organism in Eukaryota, Fungi, Ascomycota, Dothideomycetes, Pleosporales, Lindgomycetaceae.